CUAAAUUUAGUGUUUGGGUUGGAGAUGCCCUUGAAUAUGUUAUUGUUGUAUAGAAAAUAGAAAAAAUGGUUAACGUUACUGUUGAGGGUUGAGUCAUAAGUAUCCCGUUUCAACCCUAACUUUACCUAAAAACUCAUCCCUUUUUAUUUUCCCUCCUCUGUUUUCCAUUACAAAACAUUCAUGGGAAAAUACUUGAGAAAAAGUGGCCAUGUUAUGGAGUCUUCUUCUCUUGGUGUUCGUACUAGAUCGACAACCCUAGCACUUCAACGUCUUCAGUCUUCUUCUUCUUCAACUCCACCACCCUCACUCUCCUCUGCUUCUGAUUCUUGUUACCUUCAACUUCGUUCCCGCCGCCUUCACAAACCACCCACCCCCAUUCCCUACCCUAACUCACACCCACACUCUGCUUCUGUUGGGUCUGUUGAUGAAAUCUCAUUUCCUGACAAUAAUCUUCAUUUCCAACACACACAUAGGGAAACGCCCUUUGAGCACUUUUGGUGUUGGUGUUGCAUUCGUGGAAGCACUAGAGAAAGCACACCUUGCAGUCUGGUGAGGGAGGUGGACGAAAUGGUCAACCCUGGUUCUGCGACAAGGGGAACAGAGUUAAACACAACAACUCAAAGAACAAGGAACUUUAUCCUUAGAAAUAUCCCUUCAGCUCAUGAAAUCGAGGAGUUUUUCACCUUUGCUGAGCAGCAACAACAACGCCUUUUUAUGGAGAAGUACAACUUUGAUGUGGUAAAUGAUGUACCGCUUUCUGGCCGUUAUGAAUGGAUUAGGGUGAAGCACUAAGCUGGUGGGGCUGAUGAAAUUGCUGGAUAUUUGAUGUUCUCUCCCAUAACUAAACUAUUGUAUAAAUAGGUGGUGUAGUUUUAGUUAUCUGUUAGAUAGCAGGAUUACACACACAACUAACAAUUUGGAAGGUAGAAUAGGCAUAAAUUGUGGAUUAGGCUUCGACUGUCUUUGUAACUUGCAAGGUGACAUAGCCAAUGUCUUGUGUACUUGUCUUCCUUUUUUUUUUUUUAUUCUCAGUAAUCAAUUUAGGUUUUGUAGCUCUCUUUUUAUCUCCACUUGAUGAUAGUACACUGUGACAUCAAAAAGUUUGUGGUGUACUUUUUCCCUACAGGCAAGUUGUUGAUUCUAUGGAUAUAAAAAUCUGGCCCUUUACUUCCCAA
Messenger RNA from Solanum pennellii, 1175 nucleotides. RefSeq names its product cyclin-dependent kinase inhibitor 3. Gene Ontology annotation, biological process: negative regulation of cyclin-dependent protein serine/threonine kinase activity. The coding region runs from base 181 to 792 and encodes 203 amino acids. The record is from RefSeq and is a predicted model, not a curated record. The transcript has 4 exons. Gene Ontology annotation, molecular function: cyclin-dependent protein serine/threonine kinase inhibitor activity. Gene Ontology annotation, cellular component: nucleus. NCBI's taxonomy places the organism in Eukaryota, Viridiplantae, Streptophyta, Magnoliopsida, Solanales, Solanaceae.